AUUCGUGUUGUUUCAACAAUUAUAUUUGAUGUAAAAUUUCUCAAACUGCAGACAACUAAAUAUACAGCAUUAUGUACACGCUCCUCAGUGGAUUCUACAAAUAUCUCACACAAAAGGAUGAAUACUGCAUACUAAUCCUAGGACUGGACAACGCUGGAAAAACGACCUAUCUGGAGGCAGCGAAAACCAAAUUCACGAAAAACUACCGUGGAAUGAAUCCGAGCAAAAUCACCACCACAGUUGGAUUGAACAUCGGGCAGAUUGAUAUCCAGGGAGUUCGGUUAAGUUUUUGGGACUUGGGAGGCCAGCAGGAACUGCAAUCGCUCUGGGACAAAUAUUAUUCCGAGUCCCACGCCAUUAUCUACGUGGUGGAUUCGAACGAUAGGGAUCGGAUGCAUGAAUCGAAGGACGUUUUCGAUAGGAUGAUUGGAAAUGAGUACCUAUCCGGUGUUCCGCUGCUCGUGUUGGCCAACAAGCAAGAUCUGCCUGAUUGCAUGGGCGUGAGAGAAAUUAAACCGGUGUUCCAGGAGGCAGGUCAUCUGAUUGGGAGGAGAGAUUGCUUGGUUAUGCCAGUAUCGGCGCUGACGGGGGAAGGUGUUGACGAAGGAAUCAAAUGGUUAGUGGAAUCUAUCAAGCGCAAUUCUUUUGCUCGCCCCCCGAAGAUGGAGGAUACCUGAUAAGUUCGACUUGAGCAUAACAUGAGUGCAAUUUUGUUCUUUCGCGUUGAUUUCACGUAAUUUAUUCCAAUUCAAGUGUACCGCCAUUUAAGACGAGAAAAAAAACGGUUCAACACAGA
Ochlerotatus camptorhynchus is the source of this 796-nucleotide messenger RNA. RefSeq names its product ADP-ribosylation factor related protein 1 (gene Arfrp1). The coding region runs from base 72 to 677 and encodes 201 amino acids. Gene Ontology annotation, cellular component: Golgi apparatus. The transcript has 3 exons. Gene Ontology annotation, molecular function: GTP binding; GTPase activity. NCBI's taxonomy places the organism in Eukaryota, Metazoa, Arthropoda, Insecta, Diptera, Culicidae. Gene Ontology annotation, biological process: Golgi to plasma membrane protein transport; intracellular protein transport; protein localization to Golgi apparatus. The record is from RefSeq and is a predicted model, not a curated record.